GAUGGAGACAGCGUUCCCUCAGGCCAGUGUGUGCCGAUCUCCCUCGCCCGGGCUUGGCAGGUCAGUGAGGAGGAGCUAUCCAAACAAAGGAGCUCCAUGGUCACUCCAAACAAAUGUGUCCACCGUGGGAAAGUGGCUCCCAAAGGAGCAGGGCCCCGGGCAUCGGCAGAGCCAUGCAUCCUCCCAGGCAGCGGCUGCCACUAUCUCUUUCCGCUGUAGGGCAUCCUUGAGGAAACCUGGCAGAGCACAGUGCUACUCCUCUGGACCCGCCUACAUCCUCUGGACAACUGGCUCUCACACAGCCACAGGUGGAAAGCUGACCCAUGCCCCCCCCAGUGUGAUGAGGCUGACCGGCUGGGUUGCUGCGUGCUGGCUUGCCCACGUGGGCGUGCUGCUGGGAGAGCAGCUGAAACAGGCCCGAGCCCCGCUGCUGCCCCACCGGCCAUUUGUGGUCGUGUGGAACGCCCCUACGGAGUCGUGCCGCCUGCGCUUCAAGGUGGACCUCGACCUGAGCGUCUUUGACAUAGUGGCUAAUCACAACGAGACUCUGAGCGGCCCCAACGUCACCAUCUUCUACCACAGCCACCUGGGCUACUACCCGUACUACACCAGCGCCGGGGUGCCCGUCAACGGCGGCCUCCCGCAAAACCAGAGUCUCACCAAGCACCUGAGCAAAGCUCGCGCCGACAUCGACAAGCUCAUCCCCUUUAAGGACUUCCGCGGCCUGGGCGUCAUCGACUGGGAGAACUGGCGCCCCCAGUGGGUGCGCAACUGGGGCUCCAAGGACAUCUACCGGAACAAGUCCAAGGAGCUGACCCGCAGGACCCACCCCAACUGGCCCCAGAGCAAGGUGGAGCACGAGGCCAAGGAGCUGUUCGAGCGGGCCGGCCAGGCCUUCAUGAACACCACGCUGCAGCUGGCCGAGAGCAGGCGGCCGCACGGCCUCUGGGGCUUCUACUUGUUCCCCGACUGCUACAACUACGGCUACAAGCAGCACCCGCAGCGCUACACGGGCGAGUGCCCCAACGUGGAGCAUGUGCGCAACGAUCACCUCAUGUGGCUCUGGAGGGAAAGCACUGCCCUCUACCCCUCCAUCUACCUGGACUACGAACUCAAGUCCUCACCCAACACGGUCAAGUUUGUGCACUAUCGUGUUAAGGAGGCCAUGAGGAUUGCUUCAAUCGCACGCAAUGACUUCACCCUGCCUGUGUUUGUCUACUCUAGGCCCUUCUAUGCCUAUACAUUUGUUGUCCUCACUGAGAGUGACCUGGUCCACACCAUUGGAGAAAGUGCAGCUUUGGGAGCUUCAGGAGUCGUCCUCUGGGGCUCCUCAGAGUACGCCAGAUCUGAGAGGAACUGCCUGACAGUGAAGAAAUACAUUGAUGGUCCCCUUGGCCAUUAUGUCAUUAACGUUACAUCUGCCGCCAAGUUGUGCAGCAAAGCUCUGUGCAAGAAGAAUGGCAAGUGUGUACGGAAGAGCCUGGACUCUGGGGCCCUCCUGCACCUGAACCCACGCUUCUUCCACAUCCACCGCAGCCCAGGUGCCCGCGGCCCGCGCUUCCACGUCAGUGGCCACCUCAACAACCACGACAUCCUGGACAUGAAGCACAAGUUCACCUGCCAGUGCUACCAGGGGUGGACAGGAAUCUACUGCGAGAUGCCCCAGACAUCUGCCCUGCAGCCAGCGCCCACAGACGGCCUUCUGGGUGACCUGCUGUUUGCUCUUUCCAUGCACUUCUCCUGUCUGUCCAUCAUCAUGUUCCUCAGCCUCUGCCUGAUCAUCAAGUGCCUAAUACUGUAGACAAGUACUGUAGGUGGACAAGAAACUCAAGAGAGAACAUUUUGAUGUGAUCAUUUAAAAAGUAUUCUACAGGGGGCAGAGUUUGAGAGACAGAGAAACUCAAUAGUUACUUACUCAGUCACUUACUUACUCAGUGCUCACCUAACAUCAUGUAAAAUGUAAAAACCUGAAAGAAGUAUUGAGCAAUUAAUGAUAACCUAAUAAUAUUAUUACUACCAUGACUUUUCUGUACAGAUCUUUUUCAAAUAUUCUGCUAUGAAAAUAAUGUUCAAAUAAAUGAUACUUAUAAAUCAACCCGAAUGUUUUCUGCCUGUAGGUUGUACCAGAUGUCUGAACCUUAUCAAUUCACAAUUGUGAAUACUAAUACAAUACUUCCCUAAGUAUUGCAUCAUAACUGUAGACAAUAACUGUUAGCCUGACAUAGCCAGACUCAAUUCUAUUCAGAAUUUGAGUUUGGUACCGCUCCAUUGGGAUGCGAUUAUAGGGCGUGUUUCCGAACGGGGAUAAAUGCCUCUGAAAGCAAUAUUAUUAGAUAAACCUAACCAAUCAAGGUAUUGAACCCUCUAUACGCAUUAUGAUCUGAAUGGGGAAAAAAUGUUUGUAAUGUUUUUCCUGCUUAAAAAUAGUCACUACAUAUUCGAGGCACGAUUGGAUACUUUCGCUGAGUCACAUCCGGAUUUACCCGGACCGGGUCCAGAAAGUUGCAUAUUCGUUUUUUCCGCGG
Alosa sapidissima (American shad) is the source of this 2525-nucleotide messenger RNA. It is a transcript of the gene hyal6, whose product is annotated as hyaluronoglucosaminidase 6. The record is from RefSeq and is a predicted model, not a curated record. Gene Ontology annotation, molecular function: hyalurononglucosaminidase activity. The transcript has 4 exons. Lineage: Eukaryota; Metazoa; Chordata; Actinopteri; Clupeiformes; Clupeidae. Gene Ontology annotation, biological process: hyaluronan catabolic process; carbohydrate metabolic process. Bases 2 to 1801 code for a protein of 599 amino acids.